CAGGACGCACAAGUCUAGCUUUUUCUAGCUGCGGCGCAGGCAGGGAACACGUGUCGGGCACAUGGUGCAGGAAGCUUCUUGUUAAAGUACUUAGCCGCGGCUAAGCGGAGUCGGUCUUCCAUUUGAAAAGCAGAUGCGAGCGAGCAGUUGGAAGGAGGAUCCCCACCAGCCAGGAGAUGAAUGUCUCCGCUGCGUAAUCGAUAGCCGCUCCUCAGCAGCCGCAGCAGUCGCGCGUGUAUGUAGCCCAAGGCCGAGCGAAAUGUCGCGCGUACAGGCGUAGCGUAUGAACCACAGAGAUCGUGUCAUUCGUCAGAGUACGUGUUUAUUAUUCCGUCUUGUGAGCCUUCGCCAAAUUAACAGUUGGUCCGAUCGAAGAAUCGGCCUUUAUCGUCGUGAGAGAAAUGACGCGUCGCCUCGGGCAUUUAUCGCUCGAAUCAUCUCUUAUCAUCCUCUGUCAAUGUAAACAAUUAGAAGUCAAGAAGAUAUAAGCAAUGCGAGUGAUUAAUGUGGCCUAUACAGAUAAUCCGGUUUCUGUGCUGCUAUACACAUCUGUGGACGACAAACGUGAGCGCCGACGCGCCAAGAAUGUCGAAAGCGAUGGUUAAAACGUAUCACAGAAAAAUGUGGUGUUGCAGGUAAUCCUCAGCGUUACGUUAUCAAGGGAGCAAGUUGCUUUUGCAAAACAAAAGGCAACAAUAUUCACGAAUUUAUUUCGAGAACACUACAUGUUUAAAUUUUAUAUAUGUAAUUCGGUUAUAUAUUUGUGCAUAUAACAAAUUUAUUUUUUAUGCGGAAAUGACAUCACGGCAUUCAACAGUGCUUCGAGUCUGCAGCCUCCCUGGUUUAUGAUUUACGUUUACGCAAUAGUCUAACGAAAAAACGAUAAAAGUUAUUCUUAUAAAAUAGUGUUGUAGUCUGUCAGACCAGAAUUUUUCUUUUUUUCAAAAUAAAUACGAAUGUAUGUAUUUCUUGUUGCUUUCUCCGGCCUGAAAAAGUAAUUUGUCUCUUAAUUAAGAUUCUACAUUAAAAAAUAUCAAGAUAUCAUUACGUAUAUAUAUUUAGAAAUUUAUAGCCAUAAUUAGUGGAGUAUCGAAAGCUGGUAUUAUUCCACCGUGUAAGAUCAAGAAUCUGAAGUUCAACGUACCGACGUUCUUAAGAAGCUGCAAGAAGGGAGACGACUCUUCCGAGAACUUCCUGUCCAACACGGUGGAGAAUAAUGCGAGCGAUACAUCGAUCGAAUGAACAAAGAGCGAUUUGAAUCCUACGUUAGAAUGGCAACGGCAUUGGAAAACAAUGCGGAAUCCGUACGAGAGGCGUUUCUCAAAUUAACCGAGGAAUACAUCCGCCGCGGGGCCGCGACGUACGAUUUAAAAUCCGUGACGUUGAACGCGAAGAAUCGCGGUCUCGCGGUUCUGCAGCGCGAGCACCGGAAGAGAGUGCUGGCGGUGUUGCUGGCGCCGAUCCUCUACAGCCUGAUCCACGGCGGGUAUCUGCGCGCGACGAAUCCGCUGAGGAGCAUCCAGGAGACGCGAUGCCUGUUGCCGAACAAUUAUCUCGUGUGGGAGUUCACGAGGCCUGUGUCGAACUGCGACUAUUGCCGCGACGUCGACGCGCCGUUGAUCCUGCCGAAUUUGACCAGGGAGGAGUUCCGCGCCUAUUCCUACUCGUCGCGACCCAUGAUCAUUAAAAACGCCACCCACGAUUGGCCAGCGCGCAACGAAUUCACCCUGCAAUUCUUCCGGGAUCUGUACGAGCGCACCGAGGGUGCUUACGAGUCCGUAGAGGAGGAAUGCCAGUUCUUACAUUUCAAGAGCGACUUCGCGAACCUGCGCGAGGUCUUCGCGAUGAGCGAACGGCGCGCGUUGCACCGCGACGGCGAGAACGCCUGGUACGUCGGCUGGAAGAACUGCCAUCCGCGGGUUUUGGACGCGAUGAGGCCUUUUUACAGCGUGCCCCGCUUCUUGCCGGAGGACGCCGAGAUCCCGUACAGCAAUUACGUUUUCUUGGGCUACGAAGAGGGUGCCGUUAUGCACCUCGAUUACAUCUCAAGGCUCAUGUGGCAGGCUCAGGUAAUCGGCAGCAAAACAUGGACCGUGGCUCCCACGCCGGAAUGCGACAGCGAGUGCAAAUCCUUCGAAUUCUCCGUCGACACUGCGGACGUCGUACUGUUGGACACGCGCAUCUGGUACCACAGCACUUACGUCGAGAACGGCGAGCUCAGUUUAACGGUCACUUCCGAGUACGGGUAGAUUUUUAAUAACCUUUUUUAAUAGCCUUUUGAAGUCUAAUUAGAGACUCUUAUUGGAGACUGAAGAUUGCGGAAAGAUUACAACUUGACCAAUCGAGACGAAGCGAGUCGAGAUUGAUUUAUCAAAUUCUAAUCUCUAAUCCGCAGUCCUCAAUCUCCAACAUCCAGUCUGAUACGGGCUGAUGCUUUACAGACUGCUUGGAUAGGAUUUCAAGCAGUGCUCUUCUUCCUUUUUAUCCGUCCGCGAGUAUCAGAGGAUACACAUACCAGGUACAAUUCAUACAUCAACUUGUGAGCUUCAAGUUGCCGUUGAUCCGCCUGUUUGCGUUUCAACGGUCGGUACUGACCUAUUUCUUUCUUUCCUCGCAUGGUAUCACCUCGAUUAGUAAAACUGUCGAAACGAAUGAAUAAAUUAAACGCAUAUUAUUAAGAAACGAAUAGCUCAUGACAGAAAUAUCUCGAGGACUUCCUAGCGUAAGUUUUCUCUCAUUCAAUUGUACAUAGAUAAUCCAGAGGAAGAUCCAUAUUGAUCUUCGCCUUUUAUACUCGACUACAUCACUGCGCCACACGAUGUAUCGUGUAAUUUUUGUCUUGUAACUUUUAAUAAAAAAAUUGAGAGAAAGAUUUGCGCGUACGUUUCUAGCGAAUGCGUGUGUGGUCGUGCGGAUUGAUCAUCCAAAGAGAGAGAGACAGAGAGAGAAGGAUAUAUUCACAUGUGUAAACUUUUAUUGUAUAGUAAUAUAGAAUCGCGUGAAACACAACAAUACAAUCGGUUCCCGAAAAGAACGUUAGAAAUCAUUCUAAAUACUGGUGUUAAUACGUGACGGCGUCGUCGCGGGUACUCGCGAUCGCACUCGUGCUCUACACAUCACGUGACGCUGCAUCAGAGAGAAACAGUGGUGCGUGUUCGGCGUACGUGUCUUCGAGGCUACCUCGUUCGGAUAACGAGGGAACUUGCUGUGUAACAAACAUAGGAACACUUUGUUACGUUAAAUGCGAGACGAGACAGAAUUUUGCGGUGUUUGCCCAAGGUGGAAUGCGUAUCGAUUGCGUUAUAUAACUCACUGGUGUAACACGCACAUUCUCACUGGUACUUCUUCGUGUAAGCCGGUGGACUUUCCUGAAAAUUACCGACAAGAUUUAUAUCUCACGUGUGCGUUAAAAGAUUCUCCGAGCGCGCUAUAUUACAUAGCUGCAUAAUAUCCAAAUAUUGGCUAUUUAUGUAUUUACGAUUAUCUUUAUUGCGAUAUUUUAUCGUUAUCUAUAUCGAGAUAAGAUAUAUACGAUGUAUUUAUUCGUGAUAAAAUCAGAAAGAGAAUAAUAGCGCAAGGUGAGACGCCGCUGUCUUUGUUGCAUCAAAGGAAAACAAAGAUAAAGAACGAGACGGAAAGUCAAUGAGAGCCAGUACAGAUUGUUCAUUUUGCGAGACUUACAAUAAAAUUUAUAAAAUAUAUAUAUUAUAAGCACGUUA
Messenger RNA from Odontomachus brunneus, 3719 nucleotides. RefSeq lists its product as uncharacterized. Lineage: Eukaryota; Metazoa; Arthropoda; Insecta; Hymenoptera; Formicidae. Bases 1239 to 2249 code for a protein of 336 amino acids. The transcript is spliced from 2 exons. The record is from RefSeq and is a predicted model, not a curated record.